GUAUAGUGUUCCUGCUUGUUAAAAUAUUAUAGGUCACGUGGUGUUUUGACAUCUUUCGACGAGAUGUCAGAUUUUAAUUUGAAUCAAGUGUGUUAAGAGAACAUCCUCCAUUCCUUAGACGUGUUAAAAUAUAUCCACAAUGUGUUAUGAAAGAUGUCUCUUGACUCUUACCUAAAACGUCUUUACCGUGCCUUAUGUCACAUCUCACUCUUUAAUCAAAUGUCCAUUAAGUACAUAUAUGUACUUAUAUCACCACUGGUGAAUUAUGAGGCUUUGAGCAGUAAAUGUUAAAUUAGAAAAAGUUUACUGAAUACUUGAUUUUCCAGAAAUGCCUCGCAAGUAAAUGUAUUUGUUCAUUUGUGCAGCAAAUUAAUAGGAACAUCUGCAACUCUGUUAACUCUGCGUCUAUUUAAAAACUUAAAUUAGGACUAAGAUGCAUCUGAAUAUUCAUACAUUGUAUAGCAAGGACAAUACACUUGCAAAAAUGUUUCGGCCCUGGUGUUGCGUCACACAAACGUGUUACUAAAACCCCAGGAAACGCUCACUCCUAACUGGGUUUCCAUAAUAAAACCAGAGAUUACAGAAUGUAUGAACUGACCAGUCAAUGGGAUGAAAACCAGCACUGGUUUGAUUUCACUAGUGUAGUUACAAAGUGUCCACAGAUGUGAAGACAGCCCCAUAUAUAAUGACCACCUGUUUAUUUUACAGGUGGGGAAGAUAAAAGUAGCUACAAUGUGACAUGAAUUGUCUUCUGUAAUUGUCUCAGUUGACCACUAGGUGGCAGUGCUGUAGUUUAAUCCGCAGAUAAACUAAUGGAGCAACACUUAAAACAAUGAAGCAUGUCAAAAUUAAAGUAUUACAACACAUUGAAUACGUAUAUCUGUUUAACACUCAUGCCACAAACAUGCCGGCAUAUAUAAAACUCCUCAAAGGGGCGUUUUUACGCGCUCCCGCACGCUAUCUCCUCCUGUCCUGACUCGGUGCGCGUUCCCGCUGGUGACUGUUGUACGAGUCUGGAGCAGCUGUCGGUCGGAUAGGAGCUCGGGGUCCUCACGCAGACGCGGAGACGUCGUCGGAGUGUGAUUUAUUUCUUCUUCCAUGUAAAAGAAAAAAUAAUAAUCUCCGUCGGAUUUCACUUUGCAACAACACCGUUGACUCUGCAGGACUUCUACGGUUUCCCUCACGUGCAGCUGAGAGUGUGUUUCCACAAACGAGCAUGCUUUAAUCAUUGCCUUUGUUUGAUAUGAGACGGGGUUAAGAUCUCCGGAGCCUGCUUUAGUGAAGGGAGGCUAAUUCAGGUUGUGGCCGAACUUUUUUUUUUUUUUUCCUUCCUCGGGGUUAGGGAUGUCUUCGGCUCGGGUGGAUUACAUUGCGCCCUGGUGGACUUACUGGCUUCACAAUUUCCCUCAUAUCAACCUGAGGUUGCAGCCCAUCGACAACAGCUUCCAGCCCGAAGAAGAGAACUACCAGCAGUCCCUGAUAUUCCUGGGCUGCGUGGCGGCUGCGGGGCUCGGCCUCAACCUGCUGUGCCUGGCCAUCUACCUGAGCUGCUUGUGCUGCUGCCAAAAAGACGAAGAGGAGGAGAGCAAGAAGCCCAACUCCUGCUGCGUCACCUGGUCCGCCGUCGCUGCCGGCCUCAUCACAUGCAUCGCGGUGGGUGUGGGAUUCUAUGGCAACAGCGAGACCAAUGACGGCGUGUACCAGUUGACCUACUCCCUGUACAACGCCAAUCACACGCUGGGCGGCGUGGACAGCCUGGUGACUGGAACCAUGGGCAACAUGAGGAGCGGCCUGCACCAGCACCUCGCCAGGCUGGACGAGAUCUUCGCCACGCGGGGCGACUACGUGCAGACCCUGCAGUUCAUGCAGCAGAUGGCCGACAACGUGAUCAAACAGCUGCUGGGCCUGCCUGACUGGGAGGAGGCUAAGGUGGACCUGGCAUCCAUCGCUGAUCAAACAGCGAACAUGGAGUACUACAGGUGGCUCACCUACCUGCUGCUCCUCAUCCUGGACCUGAUCAUCUGCCUGCUGGCCUGUCUGGGGCUGGCCAAGCAGUCUCGCUGGCUGCUCACCACGAUGAUGGUGUUUGGAGUGCUGACGCUGGUCCUGAGCUGGACCUCUCUGGGAGCCGACCUGGCCACUGCUGUGGGCACAAGUGAUUUCUGCGUAGCCCCAGACAAGUUCCUCUUGAGCCAGACAAAGGGCGUCAUCGGCUCUGAUAUUGUUCAUUACUACCUUUACUGCAACCAGACCCUCUCCAACCCCUUCCAGCAGCCUCUGACCAUCUUCCAGAGGUCCCUGACCACCAUGCAGAUCCAGAUCCAGGGUCUGCUGCAGUUCGCCGUGCCUCUGUUUCCCACAGCUGAGAGAGACCUACUGGGCAUCCAGCAUGUGCUCAACUCUUCGGAGGCCAGCCUGCACCAGCUGACCGCCCUGUUGGACUGCAGGGGGCUCAACAAGGACUACCUGGACGCAAUGGUGGGGGUGUGCUAUGACGGGGUGGAGGGCGUCCUCUACCUCUGCCUCUUCUCCACCCUGGCAGCCUGUGCCUUCACUGUCAUGCUGUGUGCCAUUCCCAGGGCAUGGAGACAAAUUGCAUGCAGGGAACGAGAUUAUGACGACAUCGACGAGGAGGAUCCAUUCAACCCGCGGGCGAGGAGGAUGGCCUCUGAGAACCCCAACCUCACCAACAUGCACAGCUUCUGCAGCUACAGCAGCAGCAUGGGCAGCCAGAACAGCCUUCACCCGCCCGCCCCGGCUGUCUCCAACGCCCCCGUGUCGGAGUACAUGAACCAGGCGGCUCUGUUCGGGGGAAACCCGCGGUACGAGAACGUCCCUCUGAUAGGACGAGGCUCUCCACCCCCCUCGAUAUACUCCCAGCAGUAUAGGAACCGAGUAAGUCUUUUCAACUCUUCCUCUGGGUUAACUCACUCACUUUUACCUCUGUUGCAUCUUUUCCUUCACCUCACAUCACUUCGUUUGUUUCCUGUGCAGUUUUCCUGUUCGGCAUGGCUUUUUCAAACUCACAACCUGUCGUCCUCAUUCUCAGAGAGUCUGUUUGAGUCAGUGAGGGCGUGUCUGCCCCCUGGCGUUCACGGGGUGCUGGGCAGUCACGUCCCUGGGUUUCCUCACAGUUAGCCUCCCUGUGCAUGCAGUUCUGCUCCACUCAUUCAAUUCUACAGCUUGCACUGCCGCAAGGUGUUCUGCACCAGUCGUAGUGUACUGCUAUAGAAUUUAUUUUAUCUGGGUAUUGACAGAUUAAAAAACGACGCUACUGUUAAUGUCAAAGUGAUUGACGUGUUAGUAAUUGUACAAAGUGUAAAUUACAUUGGUUUUCUUUGCCAUGAGUCAGUUUUGUAGGUAUGAGUUAAAGGAGUACUCCGCAGAAAAAUCUCUCUUUUGAGCGUAGAACAUUCUCAUUCCUGUAGGCUUGAAGGUGGCUCUGAAAUGUUUGUGACGUGCUUCUUUGUGGAAGAUGACUAGACUCCCAGCGGUUACGACGGAUUCCAAAAGGCAGCCCAAAGUUGUGUGAAAAUGUGUCAAAAUGUCCUUAGAAACUUCUGAAACCACUCCUGUGAGCCGUGAAUUUAAGUCCACAUCCUGCUUGCUUCAGUAUAAGGUCAACGGCAGAGAGGUGGAUGAUGCUGCAGCAGUAACGGGGACAAGCAAACAAGUCCAGAGGGGCACAACCAGACAGGCGGAAGGCAGACAGUGGGGAAAAAACAAAACAACAAGAACAAAAAAGGCUAAACAUAGUGUAGUACUCGGUGGGUGAAGGUCAGAUACUAUAAACCUGCCCUUUAGCCAGUGGCUGAUGAGUAAAUCGGGAGCAUUGGUGCAGGUGGGUGUGGGGGUCAGGUGGUGAAAGCUGGUGAGAGCAUAUCUGGAACACCUGCUGGAAUAGCCGGAUCUGAAAUGGCAGGAAAUAUUAAAGGAAUGGCUCGGCAUUUUGGGAAAACUGUUUGCUUUCUUGCCAAGAGUUGAUGAGAUCCAUACCGCCCUCAAAUCUGCAUCAUGCAAAUUUGCAUUCUGCAAAAGAUGGAGCUAUAGCACACAGUUAGCUUAUAAGACAAGGGGAACAGCUAGCAUGGCUGUGUCCGAAGUAGCAUGUGUUGUCAUUUAUUGGUGAAAUGACAACACUGCCAUAGUCUGGGCCGCCACUUCAAUCCAUCGAAACUUCUGCGUAUCCAAGCUGACUACACCUGCUAAGCCUCACUCUUUACAGUCACCUUUCAAUCCUACACGUGGUGAGAAAUUGAUGGUUUUCAGUGGACUAUUCCUUUAAAUCCUCAUGGCAUUUUAUUUCUUAUUAGCUGAUGAUUAGGUUCAGUUUGUGAAACCUCACCCUGACCUCGUAGAAUCAGCUCGUAACAUCCUCCGUGUGUGUCUGUGUGUUUGUGUGUGUGUGUGUGUUUGCCUUUUUCCUCCACAGUACUCACCCAGCAUGCGGGCCACCUAUCUGUCCAUGACGGAGGAACAGAUUAGACACUUUGGGAACGACUUCCAAGCAUAGACUUCUUUAUCUGACCGAGGACGGAAACAGCAUCACACACUCACACACACUCUGCAGACAAACAGUGUGUGGCCACUCCAAGCAUCCCAGAGGGGCAGUGUGUGACAUCUCAUCAGUCCAGGACUCCGAGGUCUGUGCGGUGUUGGGACAGUAGAACCAUAUCGGUGGUAUAUUUUGGAGGGAACUUGCUAAAUAUUCCUGACACGUGCUGUCGAACUUAACCUGCUGUUGAUACGUUGUGUUCGUCAUGCUGUGUCCUCUAUUGGGGAGGCAUUGAGGGAAGAUCUGUCUUUAUAUACCUGAGGAUUCAUUCCUCACUGCAGUAAAACAUAGCAAAGUGUUCACUAUAAAGUAAGAAAACAACCUGACAAUUAAAUAAGAAUUCAUCCUUCCCUCCCUUUUUUAUUACAUUACGAAACUUACAUUCAGGUCUCCAAAGAGAAAAAUGUGAACAUGACAGCUGAUGUAAACAUACUAUUUGAUAUGUAUUGCGCUUCGUCCUUGGUAUUUGUGAAGCACAAACGCAGCACUGGCAGCACACAGCGGGAGGUAUUGUUGAGGUAUUUAUUUACAUUCCCACACAGACACGCCUGCAAGUGAAGCUUUAUGUUUCUCAAAUCUCCUGGAGACGAGACUACCUUGAGACCACGGCUUUUGUAUAUAUAUAUAUAUAUAUUGUACAAUAACAGACAGUUGUCUCAUUCGGAUGUGGUUUAUUUUGAUUUUGUUUAAACAAUGUGCCAAUUUUAUAUAUUUUUUUUCUAGUUUUAUGUGGCGAUCUCACAUAGGAUCACUAUUUUUUUGUACUUUCUAAAGAGCCAUUAAUUCAUGUUCUCUACAUAUCUAAUCCCGCUAAUAAAGUUGCAGUUUAUCUCAUAACUUGGGAAGCCGUGCUGCAAUGAUGAAUGAGAAUAUUGAGGUAAUUAUUUUCAGCAAUUCAAACCAUCCAAACAAUACAUGUUUGUAUUGCCUAACAAUGGUUUUCUGUGGGGAUUAAAUACUUCAUUCUUCAUUCUUUUUAAGCAGUGUCAUUUCUUUAAGCAUGUUGCAUUGUACAGGCACUGAACAUGGUGCUUAAUUUUGUGUGACCCCAAAAAUAUGGGGUGUAACUGUGAGUUGAAUAAAUCUGUUUUCAGUACAACUUGA
Molecule: messenger RNA, 5659 nt
Organism: Anarrhichthys ocellatus (wolf-eel)
Lineage: Eukaryota; Metazoa; Chordata; Actinopteri; Perciformes; Anarhichadidae
Gene: ttyh2
Product: tweety family member 2
Exons: 14
Coding region: 1345-3138 (597 amino acids)
Cellular component (GO): plasma membrane
Molecular function (GO): intracellularly calcium-gated chloride channel activity; volume-sensitive chloride channel activity
Source: RefSeq, a predicted model, not a curated record